AUGUCGACUCACGGACGCGGUUGCGGGCGAGGUAGAGGUAGGAUAGGCACCGUUACUCCUGGCCCGGCAGGGAAUGAUCCAGUAGACUUCAUGGCUGCCCUGGGAAAUAUGGCUGCGGCUAUGCAGGCGACAGCCGAGGCACUGGGUAAUCAGAUAAACCAGGGUAAUCACAGAAACAAUAAUGAUGAGGACGGUCCCAUGACACUUGCUACAUUUUUGAAAGUUCACCCUCCGACCUUCAGGGGAACCUCAAAUCCCACUGAUGCAGACAAUUGGAUUCAAGCUAUGGAACAGGCACCACAGGCUCAGCAGGUUCCUAAGGAGCAAUGGGUUGAGUUUGGAACUUAUCAGUUGCAGUCCAGAAAUGCCAAGGAACUUGAACUGAUGCAGUUAAAGCAGGGACAGAUGACUGUUACUGAGUAUACUAGUAGGUUUGAGGUGUUAUGUCACUUUUCUCGUAUCUGUCAAGGUGCGCCUGAAGAUUUUGCUGAGUGGAAAUGUAUUAAGUAUGAAGGAGGUCUUCGAAGUGAUAUUCUGAGCUUCGUUGCACCAAUGGAGAUCAGAGUGUUUUCGGAACUGGUAAACAAAAGUAGAGUUGCUGAGGAUUGUCUGAGAAAGGCGACAUCAGAUAAGAAAAAGAAGAAGAAUCAAGAAGCUGGAAAGGCACAACAUCAGGGACGCAUGUUCACUAUGACAGCGGAUGGUGCUGGAAGCGCAGAUACUUCGAUUAGAGAAUGGCUUCCAGGAGAAAGGGGACACAUGCUUCAGCUAGAGAAUCAGUGCCUGCAAGAGGUUGAAACCUUGCAAAGGUUAUGCCGCUGGAAUGCCUUAUCUGACUUGCGAGUCAGAUUGCGUCGAUUGCGAGUCGAAACUGACAAAUGA
Molecule: messenger RNA, 882 nt
Organism: Arachis duranensis
Lineage: Eukaryota; Viridiplantae; Streptophyta; Magnoliopsida; Fabales; Fabaceae
Exons: 4
Coding region: 1-882 (293 amino acids)
Source: RefSeq, a predicted model, not a curated record